AGGUAAUGGCUGAUGAUGAAGAUGAAGGAGGUUUCGGCGGAUUAUAUGAAGAUGGUCAUUGGGUGUGGGAUGAAGCUACAGAGGCCUUAGUUUUUGUAAGCGAUCUCCCGCCAAAGCCAGUUGAAGCAAUACAUAUACCCAUUAAAGCGCCGACAGGUACCGUCGAAUUCAGAGACGAUGUAGACUUAAUUGAACAGAUUCGAUUUAGAAGGCGUUACCAGAGAAAACUUAAACCAGGGCAGCCGGACAUUAUUACGGUCCAGGACGUUAAAGAUAUUGCAUUAUUUACUGCUCCAGUAAAUAUUCUAAGCCCCAUGCUAAUAAAUAUGUUGCACCUGCCUACAACGGAACGUUUCAUUAGAGCGCUUGUUCUGUGUUGUCAGUAUUAUUUACAGAUUGCAGACGAAAUGGCAAAUCGAAUAAUUGAAUUAGAAACAAAAGUACGUACUCCGCAGUGUGAAGUUCUAGAGAGCGAGUUUCGUGACAAUUUAUCUGAUUUGAGGUUACUGGUGGCAAAAGAAUAUAGCACAAUGUUGAUUGGUGGCGGAGAUACGAAAAAAUUCCAUCAUAUGGGGCCUCAGAAGAAACGUCGAUCCUUAUCAGACAAAGAUGCACGACUUUUCGAAACUUUGUUGCGUAUGUGCGUUCAAAUCGUGUGGUUGGCCCUCGGUCGCAAGGCCUUCAAUCAGAUAGAAUUGGAGGUCAACCGUUUGUUUAAGUCUGAGAUAUUCAACGCGGUGGAACACAAUUUGAAUACUGGCUAUAUUAAUAAGAUGACAAAGGAAGAGCGUGCAGUUCUACUAGGACGAUGUCUGCGCCACGACAAGAAGCUCAAUACCCGAUCACCGCUAAUGAAUGAAGUGUUUUGCCACCGAGAGAUCGACUAUCGUCUCAUGGGAGCUGGCGUCAUUAAAUGCCACCAAAUUUCGCCUCGAAUUAUGUACAUGAAGGAGGCUGUAGCGGGUCCCGAAGAACGUCUUGUAGAACUUGGAAUUGUUCUUGGUAUUAUUGGGAUGCAUCGAUCAGCUUUCGAUACCAUGUUAAAGCCGUUGCCCACAUCUAACGAAAUUGGAAAAUCGAAAGCUUCUGUGUCAUCGGCAAGUUAUGCCUCAAAGUCCAGUGUAAGCAGAAAAAGUCAAAUAGCAAACCAGAAAGUGUACCCUGAUAUUGUACUGCCACGAAAGGAGUCUCGAAUAAUAUCAUUCCCAUCAUCUUUUCCUGAUGAUCCAGAGGACAUAAGGCCAUGCAGUGAGACGCAACGACGGCGCUGGCAAAAUAGACUUAUGAAGUUAUUGCAUCCUUAUGGUCGUUGAAUGAUUUUUGUGUCAUUAAUGAAAUAUACUUUGUAUUGCUUAUCUCAUCUGUACUAUUAUAUUAAUAAAACUUCGACCUAUAUAUUAAAAUCGAACCUCCAUCACGACUCUGCUAGAGGUACCUACUAAUGUUUACGAACCUAAUGUAGUGGCAUAUUGUUUCGUGAAACAAUACUUAAAUAUUGAAACAACUGAUACGUAUACUAUAACAAUACUAAUUAGUAUUUUAAAUUUUGCUGCCAUUCAUUUGCCAAAGGCUUGGGAGAGCCUUUUUAAUUUUACAACUAUUAUAAUUUAAAGGCUCUUGUUUUUGUUUUUUUUUAGGCAAUGAUGCUUAUUUUGAUAUGUAAAGUGAAAUGUAUGCCGUUAAUAUAUGAUAUCUUUACAUCAAUAUUAAUGAAUAAUUAUAUUUUGUGCUUAUUCUGA
Colias croceus (clouded yellow) is the source of this 1739-nucleotide messenger RNA. Its product is annotated as protein phosphatase 1 regulatory subunit 36-like. The transcript has 10 exons. The record is from RefSeq and is a predicted model, not a curated record. Bases 6 to 1313 code for a protein of 435 amino acids. Gene Ontology annotation, biological process: negative regulation of phosphatase activity. Gene Ontology annotation, molecular function: phosphatase binding. NCBI's taxonomy places the organism in Eukaryota, Metazoa, Arthropoda, Insecta, Lepidoptera, Pieridae.